UGUGUCAUCUGAUGAAGAUCAUCAAAGGCUACGCUGCCGCCCCGGCCAGAGGAAGAGCUGUCAUUCAUUGAAGAUGCAACUAAAGAGAGUCCAGCUACAGAAUAGUCUAAAUACCAGGACCACUGAGAGAGACCAGUUACAGAACAGUCUAAAUACCAGGACCACAGAAAGAGACCAGUUACAGAACAGCCUAAAUACCAGGACCACCGAGAGAGACCAGCUACAGAAUAGCCUAUAUUCCAGGACCACAGAGAGAGACCAGCUACAAAAUAGUCUCACCACAAGGACCAAAGACAGGGACCAGCAGCAAAAUAAUCUUAAAGUUAUGACUGCUGAAAGAGAUCAAUUAAAGAUUAGUCUUAACUCAAGGACUAAAGAGAGAGACCAGUUGCAGAAUAGUCUAAAUACCAGGAUCACUGCGAGAGACCAGUUACAGACCAGGCUUAGGUUCUAUGAGGAACCCUGUCUGGAUGGAUGGUGGAAGUUUGGCACCAGCUGUUAUUAUGUCUCCUCCAGGAUGGAAACAGCUGGGGGCAGUCAGAGAAAGUGCAGAACAAUGUGUGCUGCCUUGGUUAUUAUAAACAGCAGAGAAGAACAGCUAUUGGAUGGAAGGGGAACCAAAUAACUUGAAUGACAAGGUGGCUUGUGUUGAGAUCUCACAGACGGCAUCAGACCCAUUGAAGAAUUGGAAGGAUGGACCAUGUGCUCCUCGAAAAUACUGUGUGUGUGAAAAACCAUUCACACUGUAGUCCAAUUGCAAUAGCAAAUGUAAUUCCCUAUCUUAUAGAGUUGAACUGGUUUUCACUGUGUUAGGCUGAACCUGUUUUUGUUUCUAUGUAUAACUACAUUGAAAGACGUAUUUGAUGUCUUUAAAGAGACCAUGUCUAUGUGGAGUUUGUCCACCAUUCAUCAGGCCCAGGGGAGUGGAACUGUGGAUUCAUAGUCUCUAACUGUGGUUUACAUAUUAUUAUUUUUUACCAUAAUUUACUAUUAUGUUUUUUAAAUGUACCAUUGUGGUGUGCAUAUAAAAAAAUAUCAUUGAAGUUUUUACAGUUAUCAACCCAUUUCAAAUGCAGCAGUGUUCUAUAUUUGUGUCCAUUCUGUUCCAUAUGUAUCAUGUGUUCAUUCUACUGACUAAAUACAUCUAUAUACUGUGA
Salmo salar (Atlantic salmon) is the source of this 1157-nucleotide messenger RNA. Lineage: Eukaryota; Metazoa; Chordata; Actinopteri; Salmoniformes; Salmonidae. The record is from RefSeq and is a predicted model, not a curated record.